Drosophila navojoa is the source of this 306-nucleotide messenger RNA. RefSeq lists its product as uncharacterized. The record is from RefSeq and is a predicted model, not a curated record. NCBI's taxonomy places the organism in Eukaryota, Metazoa, Arthropoda, Insecta, Diptera, Drosophilidae.
AUGAUCGGUGUCCGUUUUUCUGUUUUCUACUAAGUGUAUAAAUACAUCAUAUUAUCAAACUAAUUGAAACCAAGUACAACACAUUCCAUACAAUGGAUGGUAUGAUGGGAAAUCUGAGCGGACGAUUCAAGCAGCUGCAGAAUGUGGAGGGGAAGCGCAUGGCCAUUAAGCUGCUCGGAUUCUAUGCGAUGGGCUGGACGCUGCGCAAGCUUAUCAAAUGAGUGGAUCUAUGUCACUAAUCACGUUUCUAAAUUUCGUGUGUUAUGAAACAAUAAUAAUAAUGCUUACAUCAAAAUCACAUGUGCA